UUAUUGUUUUAUUGGGCUUAAGAUAAUAAUGAUUAGUAUUCUACUUAAUUGUCGGUACAUACGUAAAGCGAUUGUAUCACCUUGAGGUUUUUUAUCUGAGUAUAUAUUCCGUAAUUGUUGCACCUAGAGUAUGUUUUUCGGUUUGGCACUAACGUUAGCUUUCUACGCGGGCGGUGGUGAAGGGGCAAGCUUGGCUUGUGAAACCCGAAAUCAGGAAAACAAUGCUUUGUUCUGGGAAUCACAGGCUCUUGCUACAGUGAUGGAACGUGUGAAGAAUAAACAAAACACAAAUACUGCGAAAAAUGUAAUCCUGUUCCUUGGAGACGGUAUGUCAAUUCCUACACUAACUGCAUCCAGAAUUCAUCUGGGGCAAAUAUCCGGACAUAGCGGAGAAGAGGCCCAGCUGUCCUUUGAAAAGUUCCCCUUCACCGGUCUGGCUAAGACUUACUGCGUGGAUGGACAGGUAGCCGACUCAGCCUGUACGGCCACAGCAUUCCUAUGCGGUAUUAAAGCGAAUGUGGCCACAAUCGGAGUGACAGCUGACGUGAACCACAGAGAUUGCGAAGCGGGUAGAAACGCAACGAAUCACGUCAAGUCAAUCGUCCAUCUAUCACAGAUGGCUGGCAAACGCACAGGAAUAGUUACCACAACUACGGUAACACACGCGACUCCUGCCGGUGCAUACGCGCACACUCCCAGCAGAGACUGGCAGUCGGACGCUAACGUGGUUGAUGAUGGAGAAAAUCCAGAGCACUGCGUUGACAUCGCAAGCCAGCUAAUACACGGAGACACCGGCAAGAAUCUGAACGUGAUCUUCGGAGGAGGCAGGAAGAACUUCAUCCCGAACAAUAUUAGGGAUGACGAGGGAAUGUUUGGCUCACGUCUUGAUGGGCGCGACUUGAUCAGCGAGUGGAAAGCAGCGGGUGCUGGACGCGAGUAUGUUUAUAACGUUAGCGGAUUGAAGGCGAUCAGGGACGACACCCAUUUCGCGCUCGGGCUUUUUCAUUCCGAUCACAUGGACUUCAACUUUGACAGGAACCCCACGCAGCAGCCGUCACUGGCGGAAAUGACACGCAGGGCAAUCGACAUUUUGUCCAGGUCCGAAAGCGGCUUCUUUCUGUUUGUGGAAGGUGGACGCAUCGAUCACGCUCACCAUCUGAAUUUAGCCAGGAAGGCUUUGGAUGAGACCCUUGAGUUUCAUAAGGCGGUUGAGAUCGCGGAUGAAAUGACCGAUGAGCGCGAGACUCUUAUCGUGGUUACGUCAGAUCACGCCCAUACAAUGAGCUUUGGUGGGUAUCCGGAAAGAGGGAGUGACAUUUUGGGAAUAGCGGGAUACGGAAGCGAUAACCUGCCGUACACCACCUUAACUUAUGCGAGUGGAGCCGGCAAAAAAACGGAUCCGCAUGGAAAUCGUAUUGACAUCACACGGCACAAUUUCAGUGACCCUAAUUAUGAAUACCCCAGCUACAUUCCCUUAAGUGCGGAAACUCAUGGUGGAGACGAUGUUGCGAUCUUUGCAAGGGGACCAUGGGCUCACCUCCUGUCGGGGGUUAUCGAGCAAAAUGUUAUUCCUCACGUUAUAAAGUUUGCGUCUUGUGUUGGAGAAGAUAACGACACGUGCGCGGUUGCAUUUGGAGGUGUAACCCACCUUGGUGCCCCACUGUCUCUAAUUUUUCUCUUAGUCGUUCCCCUCCUUUACACAGGUUGCCAAAUGUUUUGGUAAACUUACUUAGCUUUAAGUAUUGUAAUUUGGGAUAGAGGGGCAUCCUCGGACUUCCAUCUGUUUGUGGUUUCCCUGGAUCAAUAUAAUGCACAAUGCUAAUAUAAUGUUACUAUGGACAAAUAAAACGCUAUUCGAUAA
Messenger RNA from Photinus pyralis (common eastern firefly), 1861 nucleotides. RefSeq names its product membrane-bound alkaline phosphatase-like. Gene Ontology annotation, molecular function: alkaline phosphatase activity. The transcript has 6 exons. The record is from RefSeq and is a predicted model, not a curated record. NCBI's taxonomy places the organism in Eukaryota, Metazoa, Arthropoda, Insecta, Coleoptera, Lampyridae. Bases 131 to 1723 code for a protein of 530 amino acids. Gene Ontology annotation, biological process: dephosphorylation.